UUACAUAUCUGACAGACGGGAACUUGCCUGCAUAUGCUUGGGACCUCGUCUCGACAUCAUCAAACAAUCGCAAUCGCAAACUCACUCUCGGCGCGUGUCGCUUUCCCAUUCGUGGUUAUACUCAACACCGCAUAUAAGUGUAGUCACCGGCUUCCUUGAGCCUGUCGCUUCCUUGGGCUUUGCGCCUGCUGCAUUUUGCCCGACUCAAGCCACGGCCAGGGUGGUUCAGACGCCAUGGGCUGGAUGAGCUGGUUUGCGGGCCAGGUGGUCACGACGAGCUUGGUGCUGGGGACGCUCAAGCGUAACGGCGUCAUUGUCCUGCACCCCAACUCCUUCAAAAACGAGAACACGCGCCUGGUCUUCAACAAGAUGGUGGGCAUUGGUGAGGACAUGUCGGAGCUGAUUGAGCGCGCCUACACAGUUGCAUACGAGCGGGUCUACCCGCCCACAUCAAGCAAGAAGUGAGCGCUGGGCAGCGGUGCUGUGCUCUGGGGCCAGGGCGGCUGCUGGGGCUUCCGACAGAAGAGAAUGAAGCUGUGAAGCGGAAUGGAGCACGCAGGAGCAGCGCAACCACGGGCGGGGGGUGCGGCCCGUUGGUGGCGGCGUGCCUGCGAAGCUGUCCGGGGGCUGGGCUUUGAGCGGUGACUGGUCCCAGUGGCUGCGUAUCCGCCCAUGUGGUGGCGAGCUUGCGGUAGGGAGCGAGGAAUCGGGAGGCGGGCGCCGUAUGCCGUCGAUGCCGUGUGGCGACUGGUACCAAAAGCCCAGCCAGGAGUGCUGGGGGCUGGCUCGGCGCCGUACAUUGCGGUGCUGGCAGGUUGCGUCAGUUCCCCCGCAUGGGGCCGGGUGCGUGGCAGCUGCUGCACCAGCCAUGCGGCGCUGUGUGCGGCGCCGCCACUGCCUAGAAUGCUGCGGACACGGGGCGGACGUGUUUGCUGUACUUGGAUUGUAUGCAAGAUACGGAUCACCGCUUCUUGCCGCCUGUGGUGUUGGCCGCCGCUGCGGCGACCUUGUAGGGCUCCAAUUCGCAUAUCAUCCGGCGAGCGUGCCGGCCGGGUGCGUAGUAGUUUGCCUGCGUACGGUAUUCGUGCAGCAUGGGGUGGUGAGUGGUGGUGAGCGGGUGUGGCGGUUCAGAACAAUGCGGCAGAUCAGUGGGUCAGUGGGUGGUUGGUGGCAAAGGCACAAGGCAAGGUUGAGGCAGAUUGUGGUGUUCUUGUGAAGCAGGUGGGCAGGAGCGAAGGAAUCAUCUGAGCGACUGGGAGUGUGGUAGUAGCAGGAUGCACAGCCGCGUGUGUCUGAUGAAGUCAGACUGUGACUGGAUGGAAAUGGACCUCCAACUAGCA
This is a messenger RNA of Chlamydomonas reinhardtii, 1340 nucleotides long. RefSeq lists its product as uncharacterized. The transcript has 4 exons. The record is from RefSeq and is a predicted model, not a curated record. Lineage: Eukaryota; Viridiplantae; Chlorophyta; Chlorophyceae; Chlamydomonadales; Chlamydomonadaceae. The coding region runs from base 235 to 465 and encodes 76 amino acids.